AUGCUUCCCUCCAACAUCCACGUCUCCUCCCAUCCCUGUCUCCAGGCCAAAGUCUCACAGCUUCGGUCGCAGUCCACCUCCACUCGCGAGACUCGCAGUCUGGUGCAUGAGAUAGCGACCAUCUUGGGCGUGGAAGCCCUUGCCGCCGGGUUAACGACAGCCAGCAGUGGAAAGGAUAAAACCCCCUUAGGGAUCGAGUAUGAGACGCAGACCAUCGAACCAGCCAAUGUGGCCCUGGUGCCGAUUCUCCGGUCCGGACUGGGCAUGACCGACGCCAUCAACGACCUCCUCCCCACCUCCGUCCCCAUCUACCACCUCGGCCUCUUCCGCGACAAAUUCACCCUCCAGCCCGUCGAGUACUACAAUAACCUCCCCUUCCUGCGCGCCGACUCGCCCACCAACGGCUCCGCCGCCUCGCUCGCCGUCCUCCUCGACCCCAUCAUCGCAACCGGCGCCACCGCCGAGGCCGCCAUCCACCUGCUGCGCGAAUGGGGCGUCCAGCGCAUCAUCAUGCUCAGCGUGCUCGGCUCCGAGCCUGGGCUGCACCGCGCCGCCGAGUCCUGGCCCGAGGGUGUCGAGCUGUGGGUUGCCGCCGUGGAUAAGCAGUGCGAUGAGCGCGGGAUGAUCGUGCCUGGUGUAGGGGACAUUGGGGAUCGGUUGUUUAUCGCGCAUGGAAAGUAG
Aspergillus clavatus NRRL 1 is the source of this 681-nucleotide messenger RNA. Its product is annotated as uracil phosphoribosyltransferase. The record is from RefSeq and is a predicted model, not a curated record. The coding region runs from base 1 to 681 and encodes 226 amino acids. Lineage: Eukaryota; Fungi; Ascomycota; Eurotiomycetes; Eurotiales; Aspergillaceae. The transcript has 3 exons.